AUGGUCGAAGCAGACUCCUAUAUGGAGACUUUGAACUCCAUGAUUGAAUUAUUUAAAGAUUAUAAGCCCGGGUCCAUAACCUUGGAAAACAUUACGAGACUUUGUCAGACCUUGGGCCUAGAGUCCUUCACUGAGGAAUUGAGCAACGAACUUUCAAGGUUAUCCACUGCAUCCAAAAUCAUUGUGAUUGACGUAGAUUACAAUAAGAAACAAGACAGAAUACAAGACGUCAAAUUAGUGCUAGCUUCUAAUUUUGAUAACUUCGAUUAUUUCAACGUAAAAGACGGCGAACAAGAAAGAAGCAAUAUUCUUUUAAAUUCCUUAACCAAGUACCCCGAUUUGAAGGCUUUCCAUAAUAAUUUGAAAUUCUUAUAUCUUUUAGAUGCAUAUUCCCAUAUCGAAUCAGAUUCAAGCUCUCAUAAUAACACUUCUUCUGACAAAAGCUUAGAUUCCAGUAACACAUCUCUUAAUAAUCAAGGAAAGCUGGACCUGUUUAAAUAUUUUACUGAACUAUCACACUACAUUCGACAAUAUUUUCAAGACAACUCUUUGAAUUUCAAAGUCAGAACCAACUUAAAUGACAAAUUUGGAAUAUACAUCUCAACUCAGGACGAGAAUAACCAGGAGGUACCUUUAGUUAAGAUCUACCUAGAUGAAAACAAAAGCGAUUCACAGUACCGAUUCUAUGAAUAUAUAUACUCACAAGAGACUAAAUCCUGGAUAAAUGAAUCUGCCGAGAAUUUCUCUAACGGCAUUUCCUUAGUCAUGGAAAUAACAGCAAACACAAAUAAAGAUGAUUUUACAGAGUUCAUCUGGUUUCCUGAAGAUUUUAUACCAUCAGAAUUGGUUAUAGAUAAGCUUUCGAAUUUGUCGAAUUUUCCUUCUUCACCUUCGACGCCGCCUAUUAUUGAUUUAUUUUCUAGCAACAACUAUAACAGUAAGAUACAUUUGAUGAAUGAUUUUACCACGAAACUGAUCAAUAUUACAAAAUUCGACAUAAGCAACGAUAAUCUGGAUCUAAUAUCUGAAAUAUUGAAGUGGAUACAAUGGUCAAGGAUAGUUCUUCAGAAAGUUUUCAAACUAGUUUCCACGCCCAAUUCAAAUUUAAAUUCGCCAAAAUUUGAACCGGACCAAACAGCUUCAUUCCCCAAAUUAACUAAAGAUAUAAAUUCCUUGACGAGUAACGCCGACCCGGCGCCAAGAACUAAUCGGCAUGGAAGUGUGGUAGAAGCGUCCAGAAGAAGGCGUUCUUCGGCGAACAAGGGCAAGCGUCCUAGCAUAACCGAGGCGAUGAUGUUGAAAGAAGAAGGCCUUCAGCAAUUUAAUUUGCACGAAAUUUUAUCUGAGCCCGUUAUUGAGGAAGAAAAAGAUGAAGAAGAUACCAAGGAGCAACCUGUAGUGGCAGAUAGUACGAAUGACCUCGGAUUUAAUCGCACCAUUUCUAACCAAGCAAAUACAGAGACUAGUAUUGUUAUGGAAAGCCAAAGUGUACCACCAGAUGUUAAUAACGGCAUUCCGGGAUACAGAAUUGCUGGAACAGAGGAUGACAUAGAAAUGAAGGACGUUAGCGAUAAUGCCAAUGAGAAUGACUCAACAGUCUUACAGUUGAUCGUAAGUGAGGACCAGGUAAUUCUGGACACUAUUUCUGAAUGUAACCUGUACGAUGACAUAGAAAGCUGGAGAACCUUUAUCAAUCAGUUCCAAGAUAUUGUUAGUUGA
Molecule: messenger RNA, 1719 nt
Organism: Saccharomyces eubayanus
Lineage: Eukaryota; Fungi; Ascomycota; Saccharomycetes; Saccharomycetales; Saccharomycetaceae
Gene: MED1
Product: Med1p
Exons: 1
Coding region: 1-1719 (572 amino acids)
Source: RefSeq, a predicted model, not a curated record